AUGGAGCCAAGCAAAGUUACUAGUAAAACGAGUAGCUUGAAAUCAUUAGUGCUGAAAGCUUGGGGAGAACGUUGGACAGAAAUUCAGUGGGGAAUAUCCAUUAAAUCGGUAAAUAAAUAAUUAUUUUUAAUAUUUAUAAUAGGCUUAUUAUAUUAAGUAUUAUGUUCUGUUUCGGCACUGAAAAUAUUAUGUAUUCUAUCAAUUAAAAGUAUAGAAUGUUUUUGUUUCAAUUUCUAUUUAAGUAAAUAUAAAUUAAUUAAUGUAAAAAAAAGGUUAAAAAUUAUAUAGUAAUGUGAUAUAUAGUAAUAAUACAAAUAUGGAUAACUAGAAUUUAAAAUAAUCAAGAGAAGCACACAAUUCUCAUUGGUUUUUCUACUGGAUUUUAAUAGCUACACAGUUGUAUUAUUACAUAACACAACAUUAAUUGAAUAUAAAUUUAUUUGUUAGUAUAUUUUAAGAAUUGUGUACAGUGAAGUGACAGUUUAUAAACCAUUUUGUUAAUCAGGUGUUAUAACAUUCUCAAAAUGACUGCCAAAUCUGAACAAUUUGAAACCAACAAAUGGACAAUUGUAUCUUCCAAAAGCCAUAUACUUGGAUCGGGAUGUUUAUCCCGCAAUAAUGUAUCAUCAUCGCCAUCAUGUCUUUGUGACUUUUGUCAUUUUUCUACAGAACUACAACUACACCAUUUACCUGAAAUGGUAUUUCCUAAAAAUAUUUUAGAAAUUAAAUAUGACGGCCAUUCUGGGAUACGUUUUUGUGCGUUGGAUGCUCUAAGAGAUGUUGAUCCUUUUAAAGCACCUGUAAAAAUUGCUUGUUCAAGGGAAUGGAAGGAAUCUCGAGUUGAUACUGGCCUCGUAGAUAGAGAUGCCAACAUGUUUGAUUGGACCUAUUCAACAUACUAUGAAGGUACAUUAUUUGGAGAUUCAAUUACUGAAGCCACUGAUGUACGUAUAAAUAUGGAGAAACUCAAAGAGCAAGAAGAGAUACUUUUCUACUCAGACUUGAUUCUAUUUGAAGACGAAUUACAUGAUAAUGGUAUUGCUGUAUGUUCUGUGAAAAUACGCUGCAUGCCAAGUGGUUUCUUUGCUUUGUUGCGAUACUUUUUGCGUGUGGAUGGUGUCAUGAUGCGAAUACAUGACACACGUGUGUAUAAAGCGGUAGAAUGGAAUUAUUUCUUAAGAGAAGUUUGUCGCAGAGAAUUAUAUACAAAAGAAAUACCAGUUGGAAAAUCCGGAACACUUACUGAUCCUGGGCUCUUUGCGAAUACCUUACCAAUUGUCUAUGAACGGCAUGAAAAAAUUUCAUUUAAUGAAAUUUGAUAAAUAGAUAAUAGUUCAGCUAUUUUUAAUUGAUAUAAUUUUAAAUGUGUAAAAAAUAAUAAAUGUAUGAAAUUUGAUUGUAUUAAUUACUAACAUUAAUAAAAUAUAAACAUAUCUUAAUAGUUUGACAGAGUACUUUUUAUAACAAUUUUGGUAGGCAACUAUACUAUGAUAGCAUUUUAAAAGUUGCUCAAAACAUUUAUUUGGUCGGUACUGAAAAAAAUUUUGCAGUUAUGCAUAGGAAUUAAAUUUUUAUCAUUUGUUUUAUAGCACAGUUAUAAAACUCAGUCAUGUUUUAAAAAUAUGAUAUUAACUGUAUUCCUAAGCAGAAUUCACACCUAAAUUAUGUAGUGGUGAUACUAUCGACAACCAAUUAUAAAAGGUUUAUGAGUGGACAUGAUUAUGUUUGCAAGACCUAUACAAAUGACAAGGCCACAUAAUUAUGUACUUCAUAGUAGCCUUCAUUGAACAUAGUACCAAUACUAUUAUAAAGUAUUUUAAGGGAUCUUAUGAAAACAAUUUGUUUUCUUUGCAUUUCCCUCAUAUAGCAACACAGACAUUUUUUAAUUCCACAAUUGCAGUUCUCCAGCUGAGUUUAAGACAAAGGAACCUAUUUAUGUAAAAUAGAGUAUUUUACAUUUUAAAAGAGAGUAUUUAUUAUUAAUUAAUAUUAUAUUAGACCUUCAAAUAAUUUUUUUUUUUUUAUUCUAUUUCUUAUUAAGAUAUACAUAUUUAAUUUAUUUUAUUCAAACGAGCUAUAAUCGUGGAAGUACAGAAUAUAUUUUUUGCUAUAUACUCAGAGCUAAAACAUGCAAAGAAAACAAAUUUUAAUAAUAAUACCCCUUAACCAAGUAAUCAAAAUUAGUUAUUAAUACUUAAUAACUAUUAUAUUAUUAUUCUUUGGCGUUAUUUUUUUUAUUAUUAUUAUUAAUAAUACACUCAUAAAAUUAUUAUUUACUAUUUAGUUAUGUUUAUGAAUUUUAUUUUAUUUUAGUAUGAAAAAUGUCUUUAAAUUUAAAAUAUAAAUAAUCGGCUGCCUAUUAUUUAGGUUCUGCCCAGAGGAGUCAGUGGAGAUGUCUAUAAUUUGGCUGACAUAAUAUUAUCACAAGCAUUAGUGGGUUCAUAUCCCAAUGAACUUGUACUCUCCUACUUACGGCAUUCACUAAACUGUCAAGUAAAUUUAAAUAAAUUUUGUUAACUAUAUAAAAAUACUAAUAUUAUAUAUUAUAUUAUUUAUGUGUAUUGUAUUAUUUUAGCUUGUAUCCUAUGCAGCAAUCCUUCAACGUAUUAGCAAGUAUGAUAAGUUCCAUAAGAGAUCAUGUGUUAUUGUUUUACUCGAUUUCCUCGAGUCUACAUUGGUAUGUAUAUAUGUAUAUUUUAUAACAUCUAGAUAAUAUUAAUAAUUUUUUUUUUUUCUUAGAAUGGUAUAACAUGUCGAGGAAAACCAGAAGAAAGUGUUCUUGCCGGAGCAUUGUUGUCACUGGUGGAUUGGCUAUUGACAUGUAUCCGUAGUGGACACUUACCCAAAGACAAUGUUGCUAAUCGGCUUGAAGAUCGUAUCGCAAAUAAAUCUAUUCAAAUUUUAGAACAUCUUCUAAAUAAUGACUUUAUAUUUGCUAUGCUUUAUUUGGCAAAACAUGACGACGCUGGUAAGUGCAUAUAGAGUAAUACACUGAAAUUCAAAAUGUCAUUUAUAAUCAUCUAUUUGUCAAUAUAGAUUUAUACAUGCUCAUUGUAAACAAGUGUCAAGACAUAAGCCAAGAAGUGCAAAAUGCAAUGGACACAAAUAUUCCACAUGUGCACUCAGUUUUAAUGUAAAUAUUUUGGUUGCUCAUUUUGUUCUGUUGUUUUUUUUUUUAUUUAGUUUAUUUCUCAAGUUUAAAAAAAAAAAAAAAAAUAUAAUAAAAAAAAAAACUAAGAUAAAAAGGCAAUAAUAUAGAUAACAAAUUUGUUUUAUUAAAAGUAUUAGUAGGUCAUAUCCUUUUAUUAUAUAGGUAUAUAAUAAUAUGAUACUAUAUUGUAUAUACUUUUAAUAGUAUAGAAAAUCAUUAAUAUUAUUUCCCGACAUAUGUUACUCAUUUUUUAUAUAAUAUUAUAGUAUUUUUUUUAAUAUUAUAGAAAACACCAAAAGUAUUAAUAUAUUUACUUCUAGAAUUUUCAGAAAAAAACUGUUAUAUUAUAAUAUAUCAGUUGUUUUAUGUCUUGUUUAAUAUGAAGUAAAAUGUUUGUUUUAAUAAACAAAAAUACAAAUAAAUGUUAUUGAAAAAGCCAUGUUUGUAAUAAAAUACGUGGGAAAACACAACAAUUUGGAGAUGCAUUUUGGUCUUUAAAAUUCCCUGAAACCAUGUACACCAAGCUACAUAAUUUAGGUCCGUACACAACCAAUUGAAAUUUCAUAUCCUUGUAAUAUAUGAUUUUGUUUUUUACUAUAUUUUUUUUGAUCAAUUUUUCAUUUUAAUUAAACCAUUUUUUAAAAAUUUAUAUCUUUCUAUUGUCUUUUUUUACCUAUUUUAAUUUCUCAUCUUCUAUUUAUUUAUUUAUAUUAAUUUAUUUAUUUUUUUCUAGACAAAUGUGUAAUAUUGACUUUAAAAAUUCAAAAAAACUUACAGCAAUGGAAUCAGUGACAACAUACAAUGAACCAAUUACAUAUGUAGUACAACCAUUAUUGGCCAUAAGGGUUAUGUUGAAUCCUUCAACAGAGACCCAAGUGUUAGUAGAUAAAUUGAAAAUGAUUCGUCAAAUAAAAGUAAGUUAGACCAACUAUUACAAUACCUAUAACAAUAAAUAUUUUUGGAUUCUGAGUGGAGUGACAAGGAAUAUAUUGGUUUUACAAUGAUAUUUUAUUUUUUAUCUGUGGACAACUUUUCUACCAGCAAUUUUCCUCAGAUUUUCAGUUGUAGACUUUCUGUCAUUUUUUGAUUUUCCCCAAUAAAUAAACAGGAAUAUGUACAAAAUGCAUUAUUUCAAAUCGUAAAUAUUACGGCCUUAUAAAACAUGUAUAACCAAAUUCCUCUCAGAAUCAAUCUGUACAGAUUUACAUUAAAUUCCCUUCUAUAUCCUACUUUCCCAAUUUCUCACAAACAAUGACCCUAACCUAUCAAGGGAAGUAUGCCCUCUUUUAUAUGUUAGAUUUAAAUAAUUUUAAUUUAUGGUAGUAUUUUUUUUUUUUUUUUUUGCUUAAUUUGAUUAGUAUUUAGUUAUCCUUUGUUUAUAAUAAGUUACAACUAUUUAAUUUUCCCAUUUAAAAAAAAGGGCUAUAGUAAUCCUCGGUUGUACUGUGAACUCAUCCGAGCAUGUCUCAUGUGUAUGCGAGAUUCAUUGAGUAAAGAAGAUCAUGGACCACAAUGGGGAGCCUUUACAUUCAUAAAACUUCCACACAUCAUAAAACAUUUAUGUGAGGACUCUAAAAGUUUCAAAGCUUCCGAAGAAGUGAUUCAAGGUUUUGAAAUGUUGUUGGAAAUGUUUCCAUUACUGGAUUUUAUUGACUCGCAUACAGCUUGCAGUUCCAUAGAACUGUUACUCAAUGAGUUAGUGAAACUAGACUUUGUCACUGAAAAUCAAUGUAGUUCCAUAAUUUCUAGAAGGUACAAAUUGAUUGUUUUUUCUUGUUCAGUUGAAUAAAAAACUUGAUAUAAAAGAAAAUUAUGAUUAUUAACAGAGCCAAAGUAGUUUCAACACUUAGCAGUCCAAAUCCACCAUCCAAUGUGUUAACAAUUAUUAUGAGAACUGAACCCACAUUACAGCGAAUGCUUAGAACUUUAGAUUCUGAAUACGCUAAAAUACAAGUAAUUUAUUUUUCGAUUUCAUUGUACCACCAAUUUUAAAAUCAACAAUGAUUCUUAUAUGCAUGUACAUCUUUAGGAAGCUUUGGUCAGUGUACUCAGUCAAGUGCUCAUUGGUAAUAGUUUAGAAUUAAUUCUUGCAGCCGCAUCUGUUGAAGGUAAAUUACGUAUGUUUGUAUCAAAACUAAUUAAAGUUAAUGAACACAGCAAACAAAUUAAUCCACAAGAUGGCCCCAAGUUAGUCACUAACGCAAUACUAUUCGAUAUGACAUUUUUAAUACUCAGUUAUAUAACUCAAAAAUAUGGAUACCAGGUAAUUAUAAAAAUAUCUAAAAUAUUACCUAAAAAUAAUAUUUCCUAUUCAAAGGCUAUUUUUCCUGAUUGCGGCAACGAUACAUUUUUCGAAAAAUGGUGUCGACAAUGUAUGGUUGAACUGGGCAAUCCCAAAUCUCAUGAAACUAUCAUGGGCGAAUGUGAUCCAAAUAAAGUUGAAAAACUAUUGACUACAAUUGAUAAUGGAGAAGAUAUAAUAAAUUGGUUUGAAUUUAUUAUUCAAAAUAACAUUUAGUACUAACAGAUUUUAUUGAUUCAACUUUGACUUCAAAUUUUUCAGCGAUACAAGUUGGGAUCAAAUUUGUGUGUCUAUAAUUGGAGCCACGCAUGAUGUCUUAGUAGCUUGGGAAAAUUCCACAUUAAGCAGUAAUGAUGUUAAACGAAUUUUGGACUCUAUGCGAUCAUCCAUGUUUUGUUUACCUAUUUGUGCGGCGGCAUGGCUCUGUUCUUACAUGCAGGUAUAAGCAUUUGCUGUACUUAUUCAGUAUAAAAAAAUGUAUUUUAAUCAAAUUUAAUAAUUAAUUUUUUUUUUAAAAUCAGAUAUUACAUCAAGAUGCUUUACUUAAACCACUAAAUAUGGUACAACAGCUGUUAAAUAUUAAUCCUGAUUCUGAUGAGAGUCCAGAACAUGAACACUACUCUAAAUGGUAAAUAUUUAAAAUAUAAUUUACUUUUUAUUUUUAUUUGUUAUUAACAAUUCAUACUAUUUGUAGUCGUCAAAUAUUGAUGUGUCAAAUUAUUCGUAAAAUGCAGCAAGACUUGCAUCCACCAACAAUGUCAUCCAAACCUUCUCACAGGUUUUUAAAAAAAUUGUUUUCUUUGUUUUUAAUUAGCAGUUAAUUUUCUUAUGUAUUUUUUUAGUAUUGUAUCAAAAGACUCUAUCCUUGAACAACUUGUACCAGUUUGGGAAAGUAUACUGGAAGAAGGCUGGUUAAAUGUGAAAGCUGCUCAAAAACUGAAAACAACAUUAUUUACGGCAGGAUCAGAUUGGUUUGUCAACAAUUUAAUAAAAGUAAUUAAUUAUUUACGCAACUGUAUUCUGUUAUUAUUUGUGUACUAAUGCCGUAAAUCUGUAAUGCUCUGCAGGAAAUGAUGAAAUUACAGUACCGAGACGAAUUAGAAAAAGCUGUAGAUUUAUUGUUUGCAAUAUUCCAUUUCGAUAUUGAAUUCUGUACUCUCGCAUUACUCGAGCUGAUGCCUCAAUACUUAUUUAAUCCAGAUAUGUAAGUAUCAAUGUUUUGUUUGUACAUUUGACGAGUUUUAAAUAUUUAUACUUACAGAAACGUGGAACUAAUUGAACCACAACAGACUGCAUUGGCUAAACUAUGUUCGUAUUGCAUUUAUGCGUCAGUCGAAUUACAACAGAAUAGUCUAGUAAAAGAUGAUGUUCACACUACAGCAAAUAACAUGGACAUUGUAAGGACUGUAUAUAUAUAUAUUUGUUUUAAAUUACACACAUUCUUCAGUAAUUUAUUUUUUCUCAAGGAUAUUGAUAAUUCAUGGCCGCCAAACAAAAUAAUGCGUUUGGAGAAUGGAGAUAACGAUACCAGUGAAACUGGUAUAAGCGGAAUACUACUAAGAGCACUCGUAGCCCUUUUUCGACGUAUAGCUGUAGUUGCUUCAAGACAUGAACAAUUAUGUAGGGAAACUCAUUUUGUAUUGAGAUUACUUGAGCAGCUCGUUAUGUGUGGGCGGGGAUCUUCACAAAUUAUUCUUAAACACUUGCCACCAUCUCUGGUUAGAUAUUAUUAUAGAUAAUCAUUCAUAUACUGUCAUUAUUGAAUUUUUUUUAUGACAUAGCUACCAAAUUUAAUACGCUGCGUUCCGGAAUUGUUUACUGUUGAUUUAAUAUUAAACUUGUAUGAUUUGAAUUGGCCAUCAGGACGAAAAGCAGCAACCAGUGAUUUGUGUCUACUGCAAAAGACCCGCUGUGCAAAAAACACAGAGUAAUGCUAAUACACUUAUAAAUUCCUAUUGAAAUAUAAUGAAUAAUUGACUUGAAACUUUAAUUGAUUUCAGAAACUUGUAG
Cinara cedri is the source of this 7463-nucleotide messenger RNA. Lineage: Eukaryota; Metazoa; Arthropoda; Insecta; Hemiptera; Aphididae. The record is from the annotation of a GenBank genome assembly.